This is a messenger RNA of Cyclocybe aegerita, 2985 nucleotides long. The record is from the annotation of a GenBank genome assembly. Lineage: Eukaryota; Fungi; Basidiomycota; Agaricomycetes; Agaricales; Hemipholiotaceae.
AUGUGGUUGUACACCCCUAAGGUAAGAGUUAUUCUCGGCGAUUUUUUACCUUACGACGACGAGCAGCAGUCCGGCAGGCUUUCAACAGCCAACAUGAACGGAGUGCGCAGGCUUCUGGGGGCCACCGCCUCGCCUUCGCCACCGACAAGGCCCGACCCCCUCCCCAAUAUUCCUAGUAUUCCUCCACAGACGCCCCAGUCAACCGUCCCGCUCGCCUUCACUCCCAAGUCAGGUCCAACCUGGCCGCCGUCAUCCCCAGUUACAUCCCCGACGUCCGUAUACUCCCCGAACUCCGAGCCAAGUCCGCGACCACCCAUGACCGCCUCUCUGUUCCUCAAAAAGGACCGUUCACGACCGCCAGCCGCCGACGAGGACCCAAGCACCAGCUCGGUGCCGUAUGGUUCACCAGGACGACAGACCGCCAACCUCUCGCGCAGCCAGGGCAGCUCUAAUCGCUCGCCAACGCGAUCGCAGACCGUGCCCAGUUCGCCAGCCUCCUCUUCCUCACCCCGCAGCACGACCAACCGGUACUCGGCGCGCAAGUCGGUCAACACCGAUCCGGGCUGGAAGCGCGUGUCGGGCAAUCUCAACACACGCGACGAGCUGCUCAUGAGUCUCAUGGCCAGUGAGGCCGUCAUCGACAGUCGAGAGUAUGAGAUCCUCAACGGCGAGGACGUUGACGAGCUUAAAAAGGAACACCAAGUCCUCACGUCACGGUUAGGCGCGUUAACGAAGAAACUGGCACUGGAAACGAAAAUACGGGAUGCUGCGCUGUCUCUGUCGAAAGUGAACGCCUCGCACAAAAAGGUCAGCAAGCAGACGUCUGAGCAACUGGACGUAGCAAAUCGGCGGGUCGAUUCUGCGCAGACGGAGUUAUGGAAGGUGUCCGAUCGGGUGAACGAGGUGAACAGGCGGCUGAUGGAGCACCGGGCAGGCGUGCUGGGGUUCCAGGUGCGGAACAUGGAGAAGAAGAUGUCGUCGUCGACGGAAGACUCCUCCGAGUCGAACCGGAGCACGCUGAUGAGCCCUGCCUUGUCGUCCAUGACAUCCGUGUCGACCUCCUCAAAGGCGCGCUUCGACGGUGCGCAUUUGUUCGCGGGGCACGCAGAUGCGAUCAUGCCCAAAGCGAAGCUGUCUGCUGAGGCUGCAGCAGCGGAGAUUGCCACUCUUGAGGAGAAGCUGAAGGCUGCGAAGGACCAACUUACGGAAGCAGGGAAGAAGCAGGCCGAGAUGACACGCGACCUGUCGCUAAUGCGCCUCGAAAAGCAGGAGGUCGAGACUGUCAUGGGAAUGGAUCUGCAGGCGGCCGAGGAGACCAUCGCAGCGCUGGAAAAGGAGAUCCCACGGCUGGAGGAGCUGAAUGAGGAGGUUCAGACACUGCGGAGGGAGAAAAGCGCAUGGGAGGAGGAGCGGGAGGAGCUGGAGGAAAGAGGCAGGCAAGUAGAGAUCCUUCAGGCGCGGUUGAUAGAUUCGGAGGCACGGACAGGUGAAGCGGCUGGCGGAGCAGAGCGUAUGCUCUCUGAGCUUCGAGAAAAGACCACGAAACAGCUGAGCGAGAAGGACGCCGAACUCGCAAGGCUAAAGGCGGAACGGGAUGCUGAGCGGGUCGAGUGGGAACAAGAGCGCCAACAGAUAGAAGACGAGCGUAUGGAGGACCUCGCCCGGCUGCAGGAGGAAAUGGAGCGCACACGCGAGGAGGAUGAGACUGCUGUGGCUGAGGCGAACCGGGAACUCUCGACAGGGCUCGCGACGUUGCAAAGCAUGGUCAAGACGCACGGCAUCGUUCUCUUCUCAAGAGACUCGUCCUUGAAAGGCCUGCUCGAUGCGAUCGGCAUGCACAUUGAGACGGUGCACGCGAAGCUCGAGGGCCACGCGAGGGCGGAAGCUGAAUGGGAGACGGCACGGCGGAAGCUGGAGGACGACGUCCGUGCCGGCCUCGACAAGCGUGAAUCGUUGACACGGGAGCUCGAGGAGGCGAGGCGGGAGAGGGACACGGCGAAGCGCGAAACGCUAAGUAUCGAGACAAGGGCAGCACGCGCCAUCCCGUCGCACAUGCGCAACGGCUCGAUGGCGUCGACGCCUAUAUCGCCUUCCCUGUCAAUUCCACUCCCUCUAGACGACUAUGCGGGCGACACGGACGUUGCACGGAUUGUCGCCAUCCUCCAGCCUCUCUGGCAGGUCCUGCCCUCACCCGAGGCACGCGCGGCCAAGUUUGGCAGCGCCUCAAGCCGCACCUUCCGUACGGGUUCCCCGACGCCCUCUACGCCGGGCGGGGCGAAUCCCAACGGUGUUGCCUCUUCACUUUCCGACCUCGACGUCCGUUCGCUCAAGUCUCUCUAUGACACGCGGCAGAACGGCCAGACAACACCGUCAUCGCCUCGACCAGGCAACGGGCCGUUCUCUAUUGAAGCCUUCGCUCAGCGGGUGCAGGCGCUCAUCAACGACGAUAAGGCGCUAAUCGAACGACUUAUACGCUUUGCCCAAGCGCACGAUCUUCUGAAGAAGAAUGCGGAGAGGGCCCAAAAACUGGCGCAGGAGGGUAACACCGCUAUGGAGACGUACCAGAAGCAAGUGCGGAUGCUGGAGGAGAGGAACAUGUCGAUGGGUGCAAAGCAGGCUGCGAUCCAAGACGAGUUGCUCCUGCUGCACGAGACGAUCGAGAGGAUGUCUGCGGAGAAGCGGGAGCUGGAGAUGCGUGCGGCAGAGCAGGGCGAGACACUCGAGCAGCUGACUGAGGCGAACAACACGCUGAGCGCACGAACAUUGACGCUAGCGGAGGAGGCCGCGAUGGCCCCCGAGAUGGUGCGCAAGCAGCUCGAGGUGCAGCUGCAGGAGACGAAGAAGAAGCUGGAGCUGGCCCAGGAGGAGAUCGACGCAAUGCGCAUGUCGGAGCAGUCUCAGCGGAUCGCCUUGCUCGACGAGCUGAACUCGAUGCAGACGGAGAACGGCAAUCUGAGAGCACAGCUGAGAGCGGUGAAGAAGUAA